Opisthocomus hoazin is the source of this 798-nucleotide messenger RNA. NCBI's taxonomy places the organism in Eukaryota, Metazoa, Chordata, Aves, Opisthocomiformes, Opisthocomidae. The record is from RefSeq and is a predicted model, not a curated record.
CAGCUUAGCCCCAUGGAGGAGCAGGAAGACAAUUAUGUGCUUUCCCUCGGAGCCAACACCAGCAAGUGCAGCCUUGAGACUAACCAAACACAGAUCCCAACAUACUGGUCAGAAGCAAUCAGGGGUGGCCCAAAGGUGGUGAUUGUACCAGUGCUUUUUGGGUUGAUUUUUCUACUGGGAAUGGUGGGAAACACAUUGGUUUUGGUUGUCCUGGGGCAUCCCCAUCCUAGUGGACGCCCAUCACGCACCACUACCAACAUCUUCAUCCUGAACUUGAGCAUUGCUGACUUCUCCUUUCUGCUCUUCUGCAUCCCCUUCCAGGCCACCAUCUACUCCCUGCCAGAGUGGAUCUUCGGUGCCUUCUUUUGCAAGUGGGUUCACUACUUGGCCAUGGCAACAGUGCUGGUCAGCAUCUUUACUCUGGUGGCUAUGUCUGUGGAUAGAUACAUUUCUGUGGUCCAUGCCAAGCGUUCACUCGGCAUCCGCAGCAACCGCAACGCUGCUCUCAGCGUGGGCAUCAUUUGGCUGCUGUCUCUACUCAUUGCCAUCCCUGUGGCUCAGCACCAGGCCCUCAUGAGUGGUUAUCAGCACGCACCCAACAGCUCCUUCUGCUGGGAGCACUGGGCAGAUGGUUCAACAGCCAAGCAGAUGUACAAGAUUACCACCCUGCUGGUGGGAUACCUCCUGCCCCUGGUUCUCAUCACCUGCUGCUAUGCCAAGGUUUUAUGCCAUCUGCAUACAAAAGUAGAGAACAUUUCCAAGAAGUCAGAGAGAUCAAAGAAGAUGUUUGACAAAUGA